AUGCCCUCACCUAGCCCUACCAACCAACCGCAUUACACAUUUGACGAACUUUACAAUCUCCAAGUCAAAUUCUUCGAUAAUUUUAUCUACCCAGCAGACAUCACUCAAGCCAAGUCUAUCAACUCAACGCUGCUAGCAGAGGAUGUACAGGGGCGGAUUGACGUCACAAGGACAUUUAAUGGCCGGGAGCUCAACACAGAGUAUCUCUUUGGGCUUUUUGCAAACCUCGCAGCGGAUCCCAACUCCAUCAGCUUGUUAGGAGUUCCAAUUUCAUAUAAUAUCUUGCAUUUUGCUGCUAAUGAAUACAUCACCUCGGCUGCUACUCGAUUCAUGUUCAACUUUACCAGCCUUGGUCUUAUUAUACCUAUCGAGAUUGAUAGCUGGAAUACUUGGAACGAAGCUGGGCAGGUUACGCAGUAUGAUGGGAGCUUUAAGUAUUGGCAAUGGACGGUUGAUUAUAUAAUUGCUUCAAGUGUCCCUUUAUUCAACGCUACUUCGCCUACUCAGGUGGUUGAAAUCCUCACUAGAGUAUUGGCGAGCAGUAUUUGUGAAACAGCAACAACUUAUUGCAAUGGUACAAAUACACAGUAUAGCAAUCUGGCGGCGUGCUAUCAAUAUCUCACCCAGGAAGUGCGGUUUGGCGAGGCGUAUGAGUUGGGUAGGAAUACUGUAUUGUGUAGAAUGGUCCAUCAAAAUAUGGUGCCAUUUCGACCAUCUGUGCACUGUCCUCAUAUUGGGCCUUCAGGUGGUGGAUACUGUACCGAUGAUACGACAUAUAUUGGGACUGUGGAGGAGAACUAUUUCAAAAUUUCAUUUAUACCCUAUGGAUAUUAG
Molecule: messenger RNA, 834 nt
Organism: Mollisia scopiformis
Lineage: Eukaryota; Fungi; Ascomycota; Leotiomycetes; Helotiales; Mollisiaceae
Exons: 3
Coding region: 1-834 (277 amino acids)
Source: RefSeq, a predicted model, not a curated record